This is a messenger RNA of Aaosphaeria arxii CBS 175.79, 1239 nucleotides long. RefSeq names its product phosphatidylserine decarboxylase. The transcript has 2 exons. Gene Ontology annotation, biological process: phosphatidylethanolamine biosynthetic process. Gene Ontology annotation, cellular component: mitochondrion. Gene Ontology annotation, molecular function: phosphatidylserine decarboxylase activity. Lineage: Eukaryota; Fungi; Ascomycota; Dothideomycetes; Pleosporales. The record is from RefSeq and is a predicted model, not a curated record. Bases 1 to 1239 code for a protein of 412 amino acids.
AUGUCUACGUUGCCGCUGAAGGCACUUUCACGUGUAUGGGGUCGGUUCAAUGAGUUGAAUAUUCCAUAUUAUCUUCGUGUCCCAGGAUUCAAAUUGUACUCCUUCAUCUUUGGUGUCAAUCUUUCUGAAGUAGAGGAGCCAGACCUACACGUCUUCCCCAACCUAGCCUCGUUCUUCUAUCGUACUCUCAAACCCGGGGCUCGUCCCAUUGAUCCAAACCCAAACACUAUUGUCUCACCUGCCGAUGGCAAGGUCAUUCAAUAUGGAAUCAUCGAGCAUGGUGAGGUCGAGCAAGUCAAGGGCGUCACAUAUAGCCUUGAUGCUCUGCUAGGCUCUGUUCGUCCUGCAAAGCCUUCCCAAGACACCGCCGAUCCGAAAACACAAGCCAGUGGAACACAUACAAAGGUUGGAGACGAAGAUGUCAUGCGCGCAGACGAGGAGUUUGCCCAAGUGAACGGUAUCUCGUAUACCCUUCCGAACCUUUUCUCUGGUCCCUGGCCCAAGGGUGGCAAGCCUUCCGAAAUGCCCACGGAUCAAUCCACGAAGGCAGCACCGUCAUCAGAAGCUGAAGUACGUGCUGACCUUGCCUUGAGCGAAGCGGAAAGGCCGUGGUGGGCGCCUGGGAACGCCGUCAAGACACCUACAGCUCUAUAUUACUGUGUCAUCUACCUCGCUCCAGGUGACUACCAUCGUUUCCAUUCUCCAGUAUCCUGGGUUGUUGAGAGCCGACGCCAUUUCGCUGGAGAAUUGUACAGUGUAUCACCAUACCUGCAGCGAACUCUCCCUGGUCUCUUCACUCUUAACGAACGAGUAGUAUUACUCGGUCGCUGGAGAUGGGGCUUCUUCUCUUACACGCCAGUAGGUGCUACUAAUGUUGGCUCUAUCAAGGUAAAUUUCGAUCGCGAAUUGCGCACAAAUUCUCUUACCACCGAUACUGCCGCUGAUCGAGCUGCCGAAGAAGCAGCAAAACGAGGAGAGCCUUACUCAGGCUUCGCUGAAGCUUCAUAUGAUGGAGCCAGUCGUUUGUUGGGAGGACAUGCACUCAAGCGUGGAGAAGAGAUGGGUGGCUUCCAGCUCGGUAGUACGAUCGUACUCGUGUUUGAGGCGCCAAAGGGAACCAGGCCUAGUCUUGACGAGGGCUUCAAGGGCGUCCGCCACGGUGGCUUCCGAUGGAACUUGGAACAAGGCCAGAAAGUUAAGGUAGGCGAGGCUAUAGGAUACGUCGAGGACGUUGAUUAG